ACUCUAGCCUGUGAGACAAUGGACUGGUACUCUGCUUCCGCCAAGCGGUGAGCCGAAGGAUUCCUACCGAAUAGCCAGCUUGCAGUUUACCAUAGUCGUUGUUUGCUUUAUGAAUGCUAGUGUAGGAAAGGAGAGAUGUGGUCCUUUUUCGCUCGGGAUCCAGUCAAAGAUUUUAAUUAUGACAUUUUACCGGACACACAAGAAACGUCUGGAAUAUGGACUCUACAUCGGGGAAAGCGAAAGACGGGUGGGGAGCCCGUUUCGGUGUUUGUUUAUGAGAUGUCAGCUGGGACAGAGGAGCAGACCCAGCUUGCCAAAGCUGCGUUUAAACGCAUGAAGACCCUCCGACAUCCCAACAUCCUGGCCUAUGUAGAUGGUUUGGAGACAGAGAAGAGCCUCUACCUGGUCACAGAGCAGGUCACUCCCUUGGCAACUCACCUCAAGGCCCAGUCAGAAAGGGGGGGAUCUGGGGAGCUGGAGGUGUCCUGGGGCCUCCAUCAGAUUGUGAAAGCUCUUAGUUUCCUGGUUAAUGACGGCCAUCUCCUCCACAACAACCUGGGUAUCUGGGCUGUGUUUGUGGACCGAGCCGGAGAAUGGAAGCUUGGUGGUCUGGAUCACAUGACACCAGAGAAUGGGGAUGCCUCCACGUUACUACCCUCCGCCAAAGACGUUCACCCUGACAUGGACAAAUACGAGCCCCCAGAAUCCCCAAACAGUGGGGAAAAAUGGGCUGGGGAUGUGUGGCGGCUGGGCUGUCUGAUAUGGGAAGUGUUCAACGGUCCACUGCCCAGAGCCUCCUCUCUCCGCUCCCUUGGGAAGAUCCCUAAAUCAUUGGUGCCACACUACUGUGAGCUGGUGGGAGCCAACGCCAGAGCUCGCCCCAACCCAGCCCGCUUCCUCCAGAACUGUAAAGCUCCCGGCGGAUUCCUUAGCAACAGCUUCGUGGAGAGCAACCUUUUCCUAGAGGAGAUACAGAUCAAAGACCCAGCGGAAAAGCAGCAGUUCUUUCAGGACCUAAGUGAGAACCUGGACUCGUUUCCAGAAGACUUCUGUAAACACAAGGUUCUGCCACAGCUGCUUACUGCUUUUGAGUUUGGCAAUGCCGGCGCUGUCGUCCUCACACCUCUGUUUAAGGUGGGGAAGUUCUUGUGUGCGGAGGAGUACCAGCAAAAGAUCAUCCCUGUCAUUGUUAAGAUGUUCUCCUCUACAGACCGGGCCAUGAGAAUAAGACUGCUGCAACAGAUGGAGCAUUUUAUUCAGUAUCUGAACGAGGCAGCGGUCAACUCCCAGAUCUUCCCUCAUGUCGUUCACGGUUUCACAGACACAAACCCAGCCAUAAGAGAACAAACUGUUAAGUCCAUGCUGCUGCUGGCCCCUAAACUGAAUGAGAGUAAUCUGAAUCAGGAGUUGAUGAGGCACUUCGCACGGCUCCAGGCUAGAGAUGAGCAGGGACCAAUCCGCUGCAAUACCACCGUGUGCCUGGGAAAGAUCGCCCCCUACCUCAACGCUGGGACGAGACAGCGAGUGUUGAUCUCAGCCUUCUCGCGGGCCACUAAGGACCCAUUCCCGGCCUCUCGGGCUGCGGGGGUUCUGGGCUUUGCAGCCACGCACAACUACUACAGUGUGAUGGAGAGCGCGGCACGGGUACUACCAACGCUCAGCACGCUUACCGUGGACCCUGAUAAGAGCGUUAGAGAUCAGGCGUUUAAAGCCAUUAAAAGCUUCCUGACAAAGCUUGAAACUGUGUCUGAAGAUCCAUCCAAGCUGGUUGAAAUAGAAAAGGAUGUGAUGUCAUCGGCCCAACCAGCGGGGGCAGCAGCCAGUUGGGCAGGCUGGGCGGUGACUGGCGUGUCCUCGCUCACAUCCAAACUGAUCCGGACUGGCCCGGCCGCAGAAGGCGUUGGCCCGGCUGAGAACAGACCUUCUGGUGCUGGUGCUGGUACUGGUUCUUUUGGCGCUGGGAGUCAGGUGACCCAAGGAGUUCCCGUGGGCUCUGAGGUUAAACCACCACCAGCCUCUAUGGCACUACCUGUCGCUUCGGGUCUUGCUAUCCAAUCAGAUCGGCCUGAGGUGACAGAUGAGCCAGUCGGAGAGCGGUGGGAUGACGAGGACUGGGGGAGUUUGGAGGACCCAGCGAAGGUACAAGCAGCAGACCCAGAUGACUGGAACUCCUCUGAUUGGUCAGGAAUGUCAUCAGUCAAAAAGAAAGCCAGUAUAAGAGGAAUGGGUCUAGCAUCCUCUGAAGCAGUGAAAAAGCAGAGCUCUGACUGGAGCGGCUCGGGCUGGGAUGCCGAUGACAGCUGGUCCAAUGAAAAGGAGGCUGAUAGUCAAGGUCAGAGUUCACCAGGAGAGGAAGGUUGGGGAAACGACUGGGAUGAGGAAGGAACGACCGUUCCGGCCACUAAGCGAACUGCUCUGCCGGAGGGGGUGCGGUUAGCCAGCGAGUAUGACUGGGACAGCAAGGGACCCACGCAGACCGACUUCCUCGUGAAUGUGUCUCAGAGAGCCACUGUCACCCCGUCUGCUGUGACCGGUGAUGGCUGGAGUGCAGAGCCUGCUGGAGACUGGGGUGCUGAGGAGAGCUGGGAGUCUGUAGAUGGAGGUCAAGCAGGCCUUAGCAAGGCAGAGUUGGCCAAGAAGAAACGUGAGGAGAGGAGGAAGGAACUGGAGGCAAAGCGGGCAGAGCGCAAGGCAGCUAAGGGUCCUCUCAAACUGGGUGCUCGGAAACUGGACUGAGGAAAGGAGGAGGAAGGAAGACAGGAAGCAAAGCAGACAGCUGAAUACAGACUAUUUCCUGAUUGCUGCCCGGCAGGUGGACCUGUGGAAGGUUUGGCGUUCCAUUAUGGGAGGUUUAACAUUCCAUAAUCAGAAGAUGAACGAAGAGACACAAGCUGUUCCUUGGCUGAGGCAGGAAUCUUAGUGCCAGAGGCUGAGACACAUUUCAUCCAUGUUAUGAUCGCUGUUAUUAGGCAUCACAUUACAGCUUUUUAUAUAAAUGCGAUAUUUCCCUUGUAAAGUGUACAUAGGAUUUGUCUGAAAAUGACAGUGACAAACUAUCUUUUUUUUUUUUAUUAAAGAAAGGUAUAACGGUAUAUAAAUUAUGGUAGUAUUUCAUGAAGUGUGUAUAUGCUGAUUGUUUUUCAGAAAUAUCAUCAAAUGGGUUAUGAAUGUUUUAGAUGAGCUGUCACGCUGCACAAACGACACUGAUAAAGUCUGCAUGCAUUGGUCUGUGCGACUGACUUACCAAACGGUAUACGGGAGCCCCAUUUUCCUUUGAACUGUAACACCCAGUCCCAGAACUGUUUGGCCUGUCCACACCUGCAUGGAAAUGCAGCACAGAACAGUUCUGGGAUCAGGCUAGUAACACUAGUCUGGAUUAACCGUACUUCCCUGAACACCGACCAAACGCCUCCCAUUCAGAGCCAAUGGGUCAUUAGUGGUGGUAGUAUGUUGAGUAUGUAUGGCGGGUCGAUCUUUACUGUAGACUCCCACCUGUCCGGAUAUCUACAUAUAAUUAAUCAGAAGUGUGAGAGAAUGGUAAAGGGAAGGUUAACUUAUGUUCUUUAUUUGUGCCUUUAUUUGAUGACAGAACUUUUUUUUUUAUUGGUUUAAGGAACUUUGCUCUGUCAUGGUGGUUAGCGGUGGCAUCGGAGAGGAGCAAACCAUUGAACACUUGGGAUCUUGUGGACUAUUCCAGAAUAAAACCAUGACAAUGAA
Esox lucius (northern pike) is the source of this 3717-nucleotide messenger RNA. RefSeq names its product SCY1-like, kinase-like 1 (gene scyl1). The record is from RefSeq and is a predicted model, not a curated record. Gene Ontology annotation, biological process: protein phosphorylation. Bases 136 to 2736 code for a protein of 866 amino acids. Gene Ontology annotation, molecular function: protein kinase activity; ATP binding. NCBI's taxonomy places the organism in Eukaryota, Metazoa, Chordata, Actinopteri, Esociformes, Esocidae. The transcript has 18 exons.